AUGUCAACCAUCACCCUCAACCAGACACUCUCCCUCAAAUCUCCCGCUGUCCACCUGCACGCCCUCUCCGCCGGCCAUCUCACCCUGCCAGAAAAGUACUUUGUGCAUCCCGCAUCCGCCACCGCUCGCCGGACAGUGCCAUCGCUGGCCUUCCUCAUCCAGCACCGCCAUCCGACCACAGGAAAACUCACCCGCCUCGUCUUCGACCUGGGCCUGAGGAGAGACAUCCAACUGUACGCGGUGCCCAUCCAGAAGCAUGCGGAAACGCGCCAGCCGCUGUCGACAGACCCGGAUGUGGUCAAGAGCUUGGCUAGAGGCGGUCUGACGCCGGGGAAUAUCGACUAUGUGGUGUAUUCUCAUGUCCACUGGGACCACGUCGGCGAGCCGCGCGACUUUCCCACCAGCACGUUUGUCAUCGGCCCUGGCGCGAGGGAUCUCCUCCGGGGAACGAACCGGUCAUUGACGGGCAGCCACUCCUUCUUCGAGCCCGAUCUGCUACCGGAGGAGAGGACGAUCGAGCUGAGCGAUCCCGACAGCAGCAGCAAAGUCGACCGGGCUAGUGAUAAGGAAACUUCUGGGCCAGACUUCCAUCAGCCCUGGACAACGAAUCCGUUCAAUCUUCCUUCCAUCGACUUGUUUCAUGACGGCACGGUGUAUAUCGUCCAUGCGCCCGGGCAUCUUCCAGGACACAUCAACCUGCUCGUCAAAACCGGACCGGAACCAACAAACUGGGUGUAUCUCGCUGGCGACGCCUGCCAUGACCGACGGAUUGUGCGCCGGGAGAGAGAGAUUGGCGAGUGGGUGGACGACGACGGCCGCGUCUGCUGCAUCCACGCUGAUCGGAAGAUGGCUGAGCAGACGAUCGAGCGGAUCAGGGGGUUGGAGGAGCAGGGCGUAGAAGUGAUUUUUGCGCAUGAUGUGGAGUGGGAGGACGAUGCGAGGAAUAAGAGUCGGUUUUUCGGAAUUAUUGCUACAGGAAUGACACGGCAGAUAGUAUCUACGGUUGUAGAGUUAGGAGGAUUGUGGGGAUACCCCACUGAUAACUCCAAUACGAUGUCACAGCAAAAUUAUCUUUUUCUUCACAACUCUACAACUGCCAUGUCCUCCCCUCCCAAGCAGCAUUUCAUCGCCGAACUGGGCCCUCACGCCUGGAACGACGGCUGGCAGAGCGUGCUGAACCUCAGCCCAGAACUCUUCCAAGCCAGCCUGGCGCUGCGCAGCGUCCCCAAACGACAUGGCCAUCUCUCGCCCAAAGUACAGGCCUUCAUCGGCCUGGCUGUCGAUAGCGCCGCCACCCAUCUGCACGUCCCGGGCAUCGAGGAGCAUGUACGCGCCGCGCUGGCUGCAGGCGCCACAGCGACAGAACUCGUCGAGGUGAUCGAGCUGACCAGCACGCUGGGCAUACACGCGUGCAACAUUGGCGUGCCGCUGCUGGUCGAGGUAUUGAAAGAAGAAGGCCAUCCAGCUGCAGAAGCGCAACAGCUAGACGCGCGACGCGAACAGCUCAGAGCCGACUUUAAGCAAAACCGCGGCUACUGGCACGCCUUCUGGGAGGACAUUUUGCGGCUGGACCCGGACUUUUUCGAGGCGUAUUUGGAGUUUUCGUCGGUGCCGUGGGUGCGGAGGCCAGAAAAUGGUACGAAGGGGGUGUUGGAGCCGAAGGUCAAAGAACUCAUCUACUGCGCCUUCGACGCCGCUGCCACGCAUCUUUACCAGCCCGGGCUGAAGCAGCACAUGCGCAAUGCGCUGCGGUACGGCGCCACGCCGGAGGAGAUCAUGGAGGUGCUGGAGAUUGCGACGGCGUUGAGUCUGCACACGGCGACGGUGGCGAUGCCGAUUGUCGAGAGGGAGGUGGCUGCCAGCCCUACUUCUCCAGACUACUUCCCCAGAUUUAGUGCCUUCCCCACAAAUUGGGGUAAAUCCGGAUAUACCCCGACUUUCGGCAUUUGUCCGACAGAUAGCCAUAUUUCCCCACAUCUCCCCGCAAAAACAUGCAUCUGGGGAAAUACCAAGCUCCAUAGAAAAGGGGAGACAAAAAGGAAGUCGACUUUGACCAUUCAUUUGGAGACAGACAGGUAG
Molecule: messenger RNA, 2079 nt
Organism: Rasamsonia emersonii CBS 393.64
Lineage: Eukaryota; Fungi; Ascomycota; Eurotiomycetes; Eurotiales; Trichocomaceae
Exons: 9
Coding region: 1-2079 (692 amino acids)
Molecular function (GO): peroxiredoxin activity
Source: RefSeq, a predicted model, not a curated record